UACAGUGUUUUAUUAUUUUCGUAUUAAAAUGAAGUGAACAGUGUAGGCUGCUUAGUUCAGAAUGGGAGCCCUGCAAAGGGUUAACCAGCAGAGAAUUACAAAUGAACUAUCAGGAAAGUUGAUUAUUAAUCCAGCAAGAGAGAAAAUAUCCUUCCAGUUAGCAAGAAUUAGUACCUGAAGAGCUGAUAAUAUUGUUCAGGCUGUCGGUGUGGAAUGGCAAAGCCAGAAGAAUGUCUUCCAAGCAGGCUGCCUCUCCAUUUGCAUGUGCAGCUGAUGGAGAGGAAACAAUGACCCAGGACUUAGCAUCACGAGACAAAGAAGAGGGCAACAGUGAUCAGCAUGCGACCUCUCAUCUGCCUCUCCAUAAUGUAAUGCACAACAAACCUCAUUCUGAGGAGCUACCAACUCUGGUUACAACCAUCCAACAAGAUCCUGAGUGGGAUGGAGUCAUCUCAGCCCAACACAGAAUGGAGUCCGAGAAUAGUAAGUUAUGUUCCCUAUAUUCCUUCCGAAAUACCUCUACCUCACCAAACAAGCCCGAUGAAGGAGGACGUGACCGCAGUGAGCUAAUGACCAGCAUUAAUUUUGGAACACCAGAACGCCGCAAAGGAAGCCUUGCAGAUGUGGUGGACACACUGAAGCAGAAGAAACUAGAAGAAAUGACCAGGACUGAGCAAGAGGAUUCAUCCUGCAUGGAAAAGCUACUUUCUAAAGACUGGAAGGAGAAGAUGGAAAAAUUAAACACAAGUGAUCUCCUUGGAGAAAUUAAAGGUACACCAGAAAGCCUGGCAGAAAAAGAGCGACAGCUCUCCACUAUGAUCACCCAGCUGAUCAGCUUACGAGAGCAGCUCCUGGCUGCCCAUGAUGAGCAGAAAAAGCUGGCAGCCUCACAAAUUGAAAAACAACGGCAGCAAAUGGACCUUGCUCGCCAACAGCAAGAACAGAUUGCAAGACAACAGCAGCAACUUCUGCAACAGCAGCACAAAAUCAAUCUACUGCAGCAGCAAAUUCAGGUUCAGGGUCACAUGCCUCCGCUCAUGAUCCCAAUUUUUCCACACGACCAGCGGACACUGGCAGCGGCUGCUGCAGCCCAGCAGGGAUUCCUCUUCCCCCCAGGAAUAACUUACAAGCCAGGUGAUAACUACCCUGUGCAGUUCAUUCCAUCAACAAUGGCAGCUGCUGCUGCUUCUGGACUCAGCCCUUUACAGCUCCAGCAACUGUAUGCUGCUCAGCUGGCAAGCAUGCAAGUUUCUCCUGGAGCCAAAAUGCCAUCUACUCCACAGCCACCCAAUUCGACUGGAGCACUCUCACCCACUGGGAUGAAAAACGAGAAGAGAGGGACCAGCCCGGUAACUCAAGUUAAGGAUGAAGCAGCCCAGCCACUGAAUCUUUCAGCCCGACCCAAAACAGCCGAACCUGUCAAAUCCCCAACGUCUCCAACACAGAACCUCUUCCCAGCUAGUAAAAGCAGUCCAGUGACAGUGACGAACAAGAGUGGCAUCCCCAGCCCACUUGGUGGAUCUCUGGGAAGAGGAUCCUCUUUAGACAUCCUUUCCAGUCUUAAUUCACCUGCCCUAUUUGGGGACCAGGACACAGUAAUGAAAGCCAUUCAGGAGGCUCGGAAAAUGAGAGAGCAGAUCCAAAGGGAGCAGCAGCAGCAACAGCAGCCGCAUGGUGUUGAUGGAAAAUUGCCCUCCAUGAAUAACAUGGGUCUAAACAACUGCAGGAAUGAAAAGGAAAGAACAAGGUUUGAAAAUUUAGGCCCACAGUUAACAGGGAAACCCAAUGAAGAUGGAAAACUGGGCCCUGGUGUCAUUGAUCUUACAAGGCCAGAAGAUGCAGAAGGGAGUAAAGCAAUGAAUGGCUCUGCAGCUAAACUACAGCAGUAUUAUUGUUGGCCAACAGGAGGUGCCACUGUGGCUGAAGCUCGAGUCUACCGGGAUUCGCGGGGCCGAGCCAGCAGCGAACCACACAUCAAACGACCAAUGAAUGCUUUCAUGGUUUGGGCAAAGGAUGAGCGUCGAAAAAUUCUCCAAGCCUUCCCUGACAUGCACAACUCCAACAUUAGCAAAAUCCUAGGAUCUCGCUGGAAGUCUAUGUCAAAUCAAGAGAAACAACCUUAUUAUGAAGAGCAGGCACGGCUAAGUAAAAUCCACCUAGAAAAGUAUCCUAAUUACAAAUACAAACCUCGACCAAAACGUACCUGCAUUGUUGAUGGCAAGAAACUGCGCAUUGGUGAAUACAAACAACUGAUGAGGUCUCGAAGACAGGAGAUGAGGCAGUUUUUUACCGUAGGACAACAGCCUCAAAUUCCAAUCACCACGGGAACGGGGGUUGUCUAUCCUGGUGCUAUUACCAUGGCGACUACCACGCCAUCGCCUCAGAUGACAUCAGAUUGCUCAAGCACAUCUGCCAGCCCUGAGCCCAGCAUCCCUGUCAUUCAGAGCACUUAUGGUAUGAAGACGGACAGCGGAAGCCUUGCUGGAAACGAAAUGAUAAACGGAGAGGAUGAAAUAGAAAUGUACGAGGACUAUGAGGAUGAUCCCAAAUCAGACUAUAGCAGUGAAAAUGAAGCCCAUGAGGCAGUCAGUGCCAACUGAGGAGUGUUCACAGAAUUAAAGUACUCAGACUCUUUUGGGUUUUUUUGGGUUUUUUUUGAACAAAAGUUCUUAAAGAGCCUGCUUGCAUGUGUGGCUCCUACAGUUACAUCAGCAGAAUGGUCUUAAAUGUUUCUUAACGUGUGAGACAGAUUGUUUCCCUAAUUUUUCAUGAACUUGGGUUUUUUGUUUUUGUUGUUGGUUGUUUUUUUUAAUUUAGAUGAAGACAUAUAUUAAAUAACAGACAUCAGGACUUGAAAACUUAUAUGAAUCAAUAGCUGUCUUACAAGUCUUACCUUCUGUCUUUUUCCGUUUGGAUGCUGAUAAAGAUUUAAGUUACUGUUUUAGAUGGGGGUUAUACAUUCUCACUCAGGUAUGCUGUGCCAGCCUACAGGUUGUGAAUGUGUUUUUAUUCUGGAUUAUUUUAGAAAACAAAACCUUCAGAUUUCAUAUCGUGAAACAGAACAAGUCCACAAGUGUGCACAUCUGUGCAUCACAGCUUAAAAAAUAGUCUCUGAAUUCCAUUUUUUCCAUAUGUAUAGCUGAACUUCUGAUGUGCCAAACUUUUCAUAACUUUUGAAUCUUAACAUUUAAGAAAAAGUCUUAAAGGAGACACUGUAAAGUCUUAGACAAUCCUUUGACAUCUUAAGAAAAUCAUAUAUAUAAACCCUAAUUUUUUUUCCAGAAUAUGGUAAAGUACUCAGGAAUCUGGAGACAGGAUAUUCUUAAGUAGUGAACAUGGUUGCCAUAGUGCAUGUGCCCAAUUGCUUUUGCCUCUUGAUGUGCCAUUAGUGUGAAAUUUUAAGGAAGCACAAAGGAGCGUUCACCAGCUAUGGACUGGCCUGUCUUAGCAGUGUGAGGCCACCUCUGAUGACAUUCUCUACCCUUUUGUUUUUAACCCUUGCAUUCAGUCUUAACACAUUUUCUCUUAAAUAAGUUAUUCAUUCCAGAAUGUCAAGGGUCCAAAUACUUAAUAUUUAUUUUUAAAAGUACUGUUGGUGGCAUUACACUUACAAUUCUUUGUUGAUAUUUUAAAGAGCCCCUUCUUUCUCCUCUCCUAAAUUACACAGGUAUAUGAAAAUAAAGUGCACCUGCUACUAAAAUGAACAUGACACUUAUGAAUGAGAAAUUCAGUUGUUCCUGUAACAUUGUAUGUUCAAGGAGCACUUGGAAACAAUCUGCUAUAAGUAAUGCAAAAUAAAGUGAGUACUUUUAUAUGUACAUACAGUACAAAUAUUCCUUAAAAAAAUGGUGUUUAUAGUUAUAAACUUCUGUACUUAGAUAGCAAAGGCAGAUGUAAAAUCCAAGCUGCAUGUAGAGUCCAUCAUGAUGAAUUUCUAGAGCCUGUAGAAUCCUGCAGUGAAUCAUGGCUCCAUACAUCAUGUUCCUGUUAUGACCUGAAGGAGAACUAUUUGCCACCUUAAGUAUUUAUGCAGUGAUUUAUAUGUGAGACUGCUAGUGGGGGGGGGUGGGGAAGGCUACACAAAUGUCUGACUUGCAAAGCUGGCAAAAUGGUGCAUCAAAAAUAUUUAUUGAAUAUUAGUCAUGUGGGAAUGUGAGCCAGAUCUUGAUGAAUGCUUGUCAUGUGCUUUGGAAUCUUUGGAGGUAAGGUGCAAGAGAAACUAAAAUUUUUAUUUGUAUUACUGCGAGAAAUGAUGCAAAUGCUAGAGAAAAUUCUGGGAAACAGAGAGAUAUUCAAAGAUUGUGAAUUUAUUACAUUUCAGAGGCAGAGAAGAAAAUGCCUUUAUUUUUUUCCCUCACACUCCACUCCUGUUCACAAAUAUGUCACUGUAUAUAUAUAUAUAUAUAUAUAUAUGUAUGUAUAUAUGCAGAUCCAAUGGGCCUGAUGAAUUACGUACACUGAAGGUCCUCAACUCCUUCAGCUUUCAUUUUGAAUUGAAUAUGUUCAGCACAUUGGUGACAAAUUCAGGCGCAGGCUGAGAGGUAUGAGUGGGUCUAGAGCAGCUUCUCUUGAAUUCUGUGGGAAUCUUCCCACAGAUCGAAUGGGCUUUGUUCAAGACCCAGACAAUGAAAGAAGCACAGUGUUAAUGCUGGCUAUCCUCACACUACCAUCCUAUCUUGCAGAAAUUCAGGUGAGAUGCAAUGACAAGAGAGAACAGUCAUCUUCCUUGUAGCCCCUCUGAGACCUGUUUGAGCACAGAUAGCUAAUCGUUGCCACUGUAGGAACCACAUUUAAAUGUGCAAGAACAACCCCCAAGACAAAGAAUAUUGUUCAAUUUACAGGACAAUUUAUAAAGAUAAUGGCAUAGAAACACAAUGGUCAAAUUUCUCUGACCAUUUUGUAAUUUGGAACAAAAUGCUAUAUUUUUAAUAUUUAUUUAAAUGUGUUCUUAGUCCAUGUCUAAUAAGCAAUAAACUGGUCUAGCCAAGACUUUAAAGGCAUAUGCUGUGUCGUUAGCUGGUGAGCGCCCUCUUUACGCUGGCUAAGGUACUGAUAAAAGUGGGUUUUGUUCUUAUAAUUGCUUGGGAAUUUGAACUGGUUUUAAUACAUUCAGCUGAGAUUGGGGGGAGGAUACCAUUACUUCCUAAAAAAAUGGCUAUUUAUUAAUGUCUUACAUAAUCCUCCAGUUAGAAGUAUCUCUCCCUCCCCCCAUGUCACUUUCUUUUACUCUUGCUCUCUUUUUUUUUUUCCCUUG
This is a messenger RNA of Indicator indicator, 5254 nucleotides long. It is a transcript of the gene SOX6, whose product is annotated as SRY-box transcription factor 6. The record is from RefSeq and is a predicted model, not a curated record. NCBI's taxonomy places the organism in Eukaryota, Metazoa, Chordata, Aves, Piciformes, Indicatoridae. Gene Ontology annotation, molecular function: DNA-binding transcription factor activity, RNA polymerase II-specific; RNA polymerase II cis-regulatory region sequence-specific DNA binding. Gene Ontology annotation, cellular component: nucleus. The transcript is spliced from 15 exons. The coding region runs from base 231 to 2600 and encodes 789 amino acids. Gene Ontology annotation, biological process: positive regulation of chondrocyte differentiation; regulation of transcription by RNA polymerase II; central nervous system development.